AGACUAGGCUAACAGGUUACUGGAAAACAAGUGUUGGUGCCAGGGCCUCCGGUGGAUACCAGACUGCUUUUUCAGAGACAGGCCAUGGACACUGUGUGUAUUGCGGUCAUCGGUGCUGGUGUGAUAGGGUUGUCUACCGCCUCAUGCAUUUCCCAGCUGGUCCCCGGAUGCUCUGUUACUGUCAUCUCAGACAGGUUCACUCCUGAUACCACCAGUAAUGUAGCAGCCGGGAUGCUGAUCCCUCACACGUAUCCAGAUACCCCGGUGCCCACGCAGAAGCGAUGGUUUAGAGAGACCUUUCAACACCUUUCUGAAAUCGCCAAGUCUGCAGAGGCUGCAGAUGCGGGUGUUCACCUGGUGUCCGGUUGGCAGAUAUUCCGCAGCAUCCCUGCUGAAGAAGUGCCUUUCUGGGCUGACGUUGUGCUGGGGUUUCGAAAGAUGACAGAGGCCGAACUGAGGCGGUUCCCUCAGUAUGUGUUUGGUCAGGCUUUUACAACCCUGAAGUGUGAGACUUCUGCCUACCUCCCGUGGCUGGAGAAAAGGAUAAAGGGAAGUGGAGGCCUGCUACUCACCAGGAGAAUAGAAGAUCUGUGGGAGCUGCAGCCAUCUUUUGAUAUCGUGGUCAAUUGCUCAGGCCUGGGAAGCCGGCGACUUGUAGGAGACACCACGAUUUCCCCGGUAAGGGGCCAGGUGCUCCAGGCACGGGCCCCCUGGGUGAAGCAUUUCAUCCGAGAUGGGGGCGGGCUGACUUACAUCUACCCUGGUACAUCCUACGUAACCCUGGGAGGAACUAGACAGAAAGGAGACUGGAAUCUAUCCCCAGAUGCAGAACUUAGCAGAGAGAUUUUUUCUCGAUGCUGCGCUCUUGAGCCUUCCCUCCACAGAGCCUACGACAUAAAAGAGAAAGUGGGCCUGAGGCCCAGCAGGCCGGGUGUGCGGCUUCAGAAGGAGACCCUAGUCCGGGGGCAACAGACGCUGCCUGUGGUCCACAACUACGGUCACGGGAGUGGGGGCAUCUCUGUGCACUGGGGCUCUGCUCUGGAAGCUACCAGGCUGGUGAUGGAAUGUAUCCGUACCCUCAGGACCCCAGCUUCCAUGUCAAAGCUGUAGCUGACAAGUAACUAAUCCAGGCGAUGCGGGUCAAAGCACAAUUUAAGGUCCACAAGCCGGUCUCGUAACUUUCCCACCGCUUGAAAGUUGAGUCUGACUUCUUUGUUUUCAAAAUUAGAGAUUACACAACGCGCAUCAGUAGACUUAGAAACCUUGCCAGUAAUGACAUAGAACGAAAAGCUCUGUCAAAAUAUGUGCUAUUUAAAAAUACUUGUUCUAUAGGGUAAGAUUUGGGGAGAGUCGAAUGCUAAUUUAUAUGAAUGAUGUAUGCGAUAGGGAUUUUUGUAUCUUUGGCUCAUAAGCACAUAUGAGGAGAUUAACGUGUGGGAAAUACUUGGCUACCUGUCAGCCCUAGAGCUGUGCGUGAUCCUCUCAGGUCAUAGAGCCAUACAAGAAAGUGCUUAUGUCACUAGAUGGGUCCACACAGCGCGGACCCGUAUUUAACAGAGUAGGCGGCAGCCACUUCUUCCUGCCAGUCAGCUGGUAAUGAUGGUAGCUGAUGGAGGUGAUGGAGGUGGGGUUGCCGACGAAGGCUGCGCCGGUUUGGGAGCAGCUUCCUUUCUGUCACCAUGUGUUUUGUUGUUUCUGGGACCAAACACCUAACAGAAACAAUCUUUUUUGUUUGGUUGGUUUUUUGUUUUUUCGAGACAGGGUUUCUCUGUGUAGCUCCAGCUGUCCUGGAACUCACUGUGUAGACCAGGCUGGCCUCAAACUCAGAAAUCCGCCUGCCUCUGCCUCCUAAGUGCUGGGAUUAAAGGCGUGCGCCACCACUGCCCGGCUUUAACACAAACUACCUAAAGAGUUCGUUUGUUCACAGGUGCAGCCCACGUGCCAGGGAGGGCCUUGUAGAACAGAGAUGUCAACUCACAUCUGCAAGUGAGCAGUGUGAACAGGCAGCUGGGGGGAUGGGGUGAGAUACAGCAUCCACGCACUAAUUCCCAGCUAUCUACUCCCCAUCCCAACUCUCCUAUACCUCUACUGUCUCCCAACAGUUCAUUUAAUUCUCCAAUCUGUCUGUGGAUUAAGUCGUCGAUUAGGUCAUCUGUAUCUAGAAACCCCUCACCCAAAGGGGUGCUUUAUGUCUCUCCUAAGCAAUCUCCUAUCCUGUUAAGCUGCCAAUAGGGAUUUGCCGUAGCAAUCACGGAGGCUGCACACUUCCUUACCGCAAAUGAUCAAGAGCUGCUCACUGCGCAGUGAAUGAGCGUGCUGUUGAAGACUGAAUCGUCUAUGUAACCAAGGAGCUAAUUUGCUAAUGGAGACAGAACAAUCAUUUUAAACGACCUGUGACACAAAGUGUUCUUUAUGUCAAAAAGUAUUAGGGUGGAGGAAGGAAAUGUGUCUUGUGAUAAAAUAGCUUUGAGAAUCGCUGAGUUGAGUAAUUUAAGUUGGCUCCCUGACUUAGGUCUACUCCAAGCCUUUAACUUCCCCUGUGUACAUUGUGGAUCCUUGGGAGGGUUCUUGGCCCGGGGUGAAGAUUGUUCAUUGAGGUAAGCAAUCCUGGGGCACGAAUGUCAUUAAAUAUUGGAGAGAGGGACUUUUGGUUUAUUGAAUAAUAAAGUCUGUUUUGAACCUCCUAGGAGGUGUAGGAUUGGCCAUAAAUAUAGGGACAGGGCUGGAGAGAUGGCUCAACAGUUAAGAUUGUUUGCUGCUCUUCCAGAAGACAAGAGUUUGCUUGCACCCAUGAGGUGCCUACAACCUCCGAUAACUACAGCUUCAGGGUUUCCAACGCCCUCUUCUGGCCUUUGUAGGCACGCACACAGAGUCACAGGAAUUAAAUAAAUCUUUAAAAGAUAAUUUUAAAAUGUAUGGACAAGAAGCUUGUUUUUGCUUUUUUUGUUGAGGUUUUAUGUGUGAUUUUGUUUGAAGAGAGCACUGGGCUGGGACUUCAGACAAAAUAGUGUUUAAUGGGCUACAAAAGUUCUUGCUAAAUCAAGCAGGCUCGUUUCUAUUAAUUUUCACCAGGGGGCGAUGUUGUAUCAAUCGCAAAUAAACCAGAGCAUCUGAAAAUUUAGAAAUAACAAGAAAUAAAAAGUAGCUAAGGAA
Messenger RNA from Mastomys coucha (southern multimammate mouse), 3153 nucleotides. It is a transcript of the gene Ddo, whose product is annotated as D-aspartate oxidase. The record is from RefSeq and is a predicted model, not a curated record. The coding region runs from base 85 to 1110 and encodes 341 amino acids. Gene Ontology annotation, molecular function: FAD binding; D-amino-acid oxidase activity. Lineage: Eukaryota; Metazoa; Chordata; Mammalia; Rodentia; Muridae. The transcript is spliced from 5 exons.